UAAUACGUUUAUUUUACCUAGAAACGUGUCUUUAAAGCUUUGAAGGUAAUUACUCUCCAAUUAUGUACCUUAGGGCCACUGUGUUCAUGUUUUAAGGUAGAAAAUAUAAGGGUUUCACUUCAGUGACCAAGAAAGGUACAACACAGUAGCCUUUUUCUGACAGGGUUUGGUUUUCUGGUGAAAUCACAAGUAGAAUAUUUUUCUUUGAAACUCUGACCAGUGAAGAAACAUAUGAGUUUCUAUCAGAACUGUCCUCGUGUUCCACGCACUUGAAAGUAAGAGGGAUUUGGCUGAUUGUUGUGAUGAUGUCACGUGUCUUCACGUCUUGACCAAUCCAUGUCAUUUUGAAAAAUUUCUAGCUCCUCUGAAAAAUGUAGAGUUUCCAUGAUUUUGUACUCAAAAAAAUCCUAGAGGGACUGGGUUACAUGUUUUUGUAACCCAUAAACAAUGGCAUAGUGUCAGAUACAGAGCUAUUAAUGCUUAACACUGAUCAGUCAUAACAUUCUGACCACUGACCGGUGAAGUGAAUAAGACUGAGUAUCUCCUCAUCAUGGCACCUGUUAGUGGGUGGGAUAUAUUAGGCAGCAAGUCAACAUUUUGUCCUCAAAGUUGAUGUUAGAAGCAGGAAAAAUGGACAAGUGUAAGGAUUUGAGUGAGUUUGUUGAAGGACCAAAUUGUGAUGGCUAGACCACUGGAUCAGAACAUCUCCAAAACUGCAGCUCUUGUGGGGUGUUCCCGGUCUGCAGUGGUCAGUAUCGAUCACAAGUAUCCUUUAAGUCCUGUAAGUUGUGAGGUGGGGCCCAUGAAGGCCAACUUACAGGACUGAAAGGAUCUGCUGCUAACAUCUUGGUGCCAGAUACCACAGCACACCUUCAGGGAUCUAGUGGAGUCCGUGCCUCGACGGGUCAGGGCUGUUUUUUCAGCAAAACGGGGACCAACACAAUAUUAGGCAGGUGGUCAUAAUGUUAUGUCUGAUUGGUGUAUAUAGAAAGUAUUUAACUGCCACAGAGCCAGUACAUUAGAUCUCUGUAAGUCAAGUGAUCAUAUAAUUACAGAAGUAGAUAGAUUUUCUUAGACAAAGAAUGAUCCAGUCUGAUAGACUGACACUGGUUAAAGAAAUCCAAUCUCUUGCACAUAAAGAAGAGAGAGAUAAAUACAAAUUCUACACAUUUGGUUUUUAUUCAAACAUUUCUCUGCUGUUAUUUUUUAAAACCAUUUUAUACAUUAGAAUAAAAUGUACUGAUAGAAUAUGUAAACAUAGUAAAAUCGUUUAAUGUUUGCAGCAUGUUUUCUAAUGACUUUCUUCAAUGUUAUGAGUUUCUAAAAUUCAUUAUAUCACCGUUAUUAUGCCAACAUUACUCAAACAACAGGAAAAACAUAUUUGAUGUGUUUGAAUGUAUUUCCAAAAAUUAAGGAAUGAACAAAGCUCAAAAAGGGAAAAGGAGGAAUAUUACAGACUUUUCCCUUUCUAUUUCAGUUAACCUGAAAUACUCCAAGUCUCCAGCAGGUGUCACUGUUUACAGCUAAAUUAUCCUUUUCCUAAAAAAGAUGAUGGCUAGACACUUAUUUUCUUUAUUGACUAAAACGGAGAAACUGAGGUACCUCAAAAUCUGUGGUUCUUCCGCUGGCUUGUCUUUACACGUGAUAACAUCAUGUCUGUCUACGAAGAGUUCUCAGGAGACAAACAUUCUCCUCAUGGGUCCUCCUGGAGCUGGGAAGACAUCAGUGGGACGGAUUUUGUCCCACAGACUCAGGAAGCCUGUAAUCGAUAUAGACGAUGAUGUUCUGGAGAAGACGUGGGGGAUGACAGUAGCAGAGAAGCUGGCGCAAGUCGGUGGCGACCGUUUUAUCACUGAAGAAGGGCAAGCUGUGUGCAACCUCUCGGCUUCUGGAUGUGUGAUCUCAUUGACGGGUUCGAACCCGCUUCACCCAGACGCCAUGCAGCACAUGAAACGCUCAGGAAUCACUCUCUAUCUGGACGUGGACACUGAAGACAUUGUGGAGAGGCUGGGCAGAAUGAAGGUGAACAGAAUUGUAGGUCAGGAUGCUGGAGUCUCCAUGAGGGAGAUCUUAGAGUACCGGAAGCAGUUUUAUGAGAAGUGGUUGGAUGCCAGAGUGUUUUGUGGAAGGGGAGACACUAUAGAGGAGGUAGCAGAGAAGGUUGUUAGGGUUCUAGAAAAAUAUAAGGACUCUGAGACCUACAUCUCCACCAGGGGCCAUAGAUCAGAGUCCAACUGUGACAUGAAGUUCUUCAGCGAUGUCGUCGUGGAGGGAUUAGCUCCUGAUGGUGGCCUUUAUGUACCUAAUAAAGGAUUCCCGAAACUGGAACCUCCUGAAUGGUUACGAUUAGCCGAUAUGUCUUAUCCUGAGCGUGCUUUGGUCAUCCUUGAGAAAUGCAUACAUCCACUAGAUAUUUCUCCAACAGAACUUCGCUCGAUGGUUGACCGAGCCUACGGGCAGAACUUUGCCAGCAAAUCAGUGGCACCUGUUAAGCAUCUUGCUGAGGAUCAGUACAUUCUGGAGCUCUUCCAUGGACCCACUGCUUCCUUUAAAGACCUGGCACUUCAGUUAAUGCCACAGCUCUUCGCUCACUGCCUUCCGCAGAUGUGCAACUACUUGAUCCUUGUGGCCACAUCUGGGGACACAGGAAGUGCAGUUCUUAGUGGGUUCAGUAACCUCCGAGAAAGCGACAGGCAGCGUAUUGGUGUGCUGGUGUUUUUCCCUGAGCGAGGCGUUAGUGUAAUACAGAAACUACAGAUGACUGGUUUCAAGCAGGGCCACACCAGGUCUGUGAGCGUCUUCUCUGACUUUGACUUCUGCCAGAGGACCAUCAAGGAAAUGUUUGGUGACUCGAGGCUGGCUGGUUACUUUGCGGUGGAGUAUGCCACUGUUCUUAGCACGGCUAACUCCAUCAACUGGGCGCGGCUGCUUCCGCAGGUGGUCUACCAUUCGUCUGCGUACCUGGACCUCCUCAGAGACGGUGUGGUGAAAUUUGGGGAGCCCAUCGAUGUGUGCAUCCCCACUGGAAACUUUGGAAAUGCCAUGUCUGCUGUCUACGCUAAACAAAUGGGUGUGCCAAUAAGGAACAUCAUUUGCGCAUCUAAUCAUAACUGCAUAGUUUCAGAUUUUAUCUCUACUGGUCAGUAUGAUCUCAGAGGUAGAAAGCUCAUGCUAUCACAUUCUCCUGCUAUUGACAUUCUGAAGUCUUCCAAUGUGGAGCGUUUUUUGCAUUAUGUGUCCAGCGGGGACGGUCAGCUCGUCCGGGAUUUGUUCGCAAGCCUUGAGAAAGAGCAGUGCUUCACCGUGUCUGAGGAUUUCUUACGGAGGAUACAGCAGGAUGUGCAGGCGGGGUGGUGCUCAGAGGAUGACUGUCUGAAUACUAUUCAGAAAGUACACUCAAAAACUGGCUACAUCAUGGACACUCACACAGCCGUGGCUAAAUCUGUGGCUGACCGGCUGCAUGAUAAGAGGUGUCCGGUUGUUCUGUGCUCCACUGCACAUUUCGGGAAGUUUGCUCCAGCCGUUCUUAAAGCUCUACGCUGUCCUGAGAUCCCACUUCAGCCUCUGGAGCAGCUGGAUGCAUUGUGUGCUAUCGCAGGCCAAGAGCUAAUGCAUGAAACUCUGUAUGAGAGCGUAAGAGAGAGAGCAAGUCAUCCACAUACCGUAUGCCAGCCUGAUUUCAGGGAGCUAACAGAGGAGGUGGAAUCCAUGAUCCAGGACUCAUUUAUGAAGGUCAGGUAGGACAUGAGGUAGGCUGUACACAGGCACAGGAAAUGAGGAGCUGCAGUGACCCUUAGGGGCAACUACUGGGGCUGCAGCUUACUUAAAUCCCUAGAAACCCCCUAGUGACAUCACACUUUUACAUUCAGAUGUAUCUGUUCUUCAUAAAAAAAGAUGUAUAAUAUCUGUUCUUCAUAAAAACAUUGCUGUAACAGAUGAUCAUGUGUGGCUGAGAUCAAAGAAUAAGAAAUUUAACCCAUAAGAAUUAAUUGUGAUGCACUGUAGUUAUAACAACCUUUUCCCCAGAAACAGUAAAAGUCAUGUAACAUGCAGUACUGAUCAUGUGACUAUAAAAUUCUGCUCAUUUAUUCAACUAUUGAAUUAAUAAUGUAAGUUUAUUUCAAAGAAAAAGUUUAUCUGUGUUCAGUCAUGAAAGUAGUAUGUUCUAGACUAACUGUUGAUACUAGACUAAUCCAUCAACAAAUUUUUAUAUUUCUGGUAUUUGCUCUUAUCCAGAGCAACUUACAUUUAUAUCUCAUUUUAUACAACUAAGGGUUAAGGGCCUUGCUCAGGGGCCCAGCAGUGGCAGUUUGGUGGACCUGGGAUUCAAAAUCACAACAUCUGAUCAGUAAUCCAACACCUUAACCACUAAGCUACCACAUCUUUAAGGUGUGGAGCUUUCAUCUUUUUCAAUCUCUGGUUCCUUCAUUGCAACAUGACUACUGAUCUUUUCUGAUGGAGGUCUGCACUUCAGGCCUUUUAUUCCAACCUUAAUACAUGUUUGUCCACAGGUUUAUUGUAAGAUCAAUUGGUGUGUGUAUAUAUAUAUAUAUAUAAAAAAAUAAGAGACCACUGCCCAAUCUCCAGAUGUGAACCCUAUUGAAAACCUCUGGAAUGUUAUGAAGAGGAAGAUGGAUGAUCACAAGCCAUCAAGUAAAGAUGAGCUGUUUGCUUUUUUGAAAAAAGAGUGGUAUAAAGUUCCCCAACAGUAAUGUGAGAAACUGGUGGAGAUCAUGGAGCCAAAAAACAUGCAGAUCGGGGUUAUUCCACCAAAGACUGAUCUCUUAAUGUUGUUUAGCCAAAGCAUUAACACAAUUUGUUUACAAUUUAUUUACAUUUUGUUUUAUUUGAGUUAUUAAAGCUCUGCAAAUACUGCAUGAUCUUGGGUUAUUUUGAUGUGUUGUCAUUUCCUUUAAAUAUACACUCUAAAUAACAGUUAUAUUUUGAAUUUAGGAGAAAUAUUGUCAGCAGUUCACAAAAAAAUGAAACAAAACACUUCAUCUGACCAAUACAUGAACCUGGAAGAAAAAAACAGAAGAAACUCAUUAUUUUGCAGUGGGCUCAUUUUUUUCCAGAGCUGUGUAUGUGUAUAUAUAUAUAUAUAAAACCUCGUACGAGUGGAGAGAUGAAAGAAUCCUUAACACCAGGCCAGUAGUUCAGAAGGUUCUUCUUCAGCACAUCUCCUAGAUGGCAGUGUUGCUCUGCAAACACACCAACAUCAACCUGCUCUUUUCUUGAAGGGGAAAAAUUCUCAAACCCUGGCUGUGGAGUUUAUCAGACUUCCUCAUUUGUAGGGAAACAUCUACGUAAUGGUGUAGCAUCUUUUUCAUAACGAAAUUGAAUGGAUUUUAAUUUCUUACAAUAAUUAAUUACAUGAUUAAGCUGGAACAUGUUGGAGAUUUAGAUCAGUCUUAUAGCAAUUCUCUCACAAUCUCUACACUGUGUUUAUAGUUUAUUAGCUAAUAAUGUGGCUUAAAUCUGAUGUGUUGAUGUAUCAGAAUCAGUUAAAACGUGAAGGAUUUCUUCUGUUCGAUCUUGUAAAUUGAUCAAAAAUAAACAAA
Hemibagrus wyckioides is the source of this 5561-nucleotide messenger RNA. Its product is annotated as threonine synthase-like 1. Gene Ontology annotation, cellular component: cytoplasm. The record is from RefSeq and is a predicted model, not a curated record. Gene Ontology annotation, biological process: amino acid metabolic process. The transcript has 2 exons. Gene Ontology annotation, molecular function: pyridoxal phosphate binding. The coding region runs from base 1549 to 3741 and encodes 730 amino acids. NCBI's taxonomy places the organism in Eukaryota, Metazoa, Chordata, Actinopteri, Siluriformes, Bagridae.